Messenger RNA from Perognathus longimembris pacificus (Pacific pocket mouse), 2674 nucleotides. RefSeq names its product FA complementation group B (gene Fancb). The transcript is spliced from 9 exons. The coding region runs from base 131 to 2596 and encodes 821 amino acids. Gene Ontology annotation, biological process: negative regulation of double-strand break repair via homologous recombination; interstrand cross-link repair; replication-born double-strand break repair via sister chromatid exchange. NCBI's taxonomy places the organism in Eukaryota, Metazoa, Chordata, Mammalia, Rodentia, Heteromyidae. The record is from RefSeq and is a predicted model, not a curated record. Gene Ontology annotation, cellular component: Fanconi anaemia nuclear complex.
CGGGUGGGGCCGCUGUUACGUGCCUACUUCUUCGCCCAGGAUUAAAAGCCUCAAGUGGAAUCAAUUUGUAUUUGAAAGCUGUGUCAAUACAAAGACUUGAUAUUAUUGUGGAAUAAUCAGCAAAUGAACAAUGUCAUUCAAUCAACAAGAAAGGCUCUUGUGUUAUAAUGGGGAUGUCCUUCUUUUUCAGCUAUUUCAAGGGAAGUUUUCAGAUAAAACGCCUGCAGAGACAUCCGUAUUAUAUGCCAGAAAGAUGGCAUUUGACAGCGAAACUGGAACAUUUUAUCUGAAGUCCACUGGAUUCUUUCCCAUACAGAAUGAAAGCGUUAAUUUAAAAAUGAUAUGUUGUAGUCAUGUGUCAGAUUUCAGAACUGGAAUUAAUCUCCCUUAUGUUUUGUUACAAAACAAAAAAUCGAAUAGUAUUUUCAAAUAUUAUGUACUGUUUCUCCACAGCAACAAUAAGUUGGAAAAGUGUUUGAGUUUUAGUCUAGGCUAUGAGAUGAAUGACAGUGUACGAGUCGUUAAUGGUCCUUUAAUUCUAUGGCAAUAUGUCAAGACAGUCUACUAUAUCUCUGCCCAAAUUGGCGAAAUCAUUAGCAUAUCAAUUAAAUUUUCUUCUGUUCCGUGGGCGGGUGAGAUUCAAAAUGUAGGUACAGUUUUAUUGGGGCCAAUGGAAUAUACUAGAAAGCCUUCAGAAUCAGAGGGUGAAGUUUGUAGUAGCAAAUUUUGUAUGUACUCUCUUCAAAGUCAAAAGGUAUUAAGUGAUACUAAUAUUAUUCCUCCUGCUUAUAGUAAUGUGAUAACUUAUGUUCAUAUCCGUACAAUGGAGAGUGUCAACAACCAGUUAAGAAUGUCUCUGAUUGCCCUUACUCGAGUGAAUCAACUCAUUUUCUUUCACAAUGGGACACCGAAAAGUAUGUGCCAGCUUCCAUUUGAAGGGCCCUGUGCAGUUCACCCUUUGGUCCCCAAUGAAAUAGACUCGUUUUUCAUUGUUUCAUUUAGGUCUAAUCAAGUUUGUGCUGUUUCAGAAAAGAACUUUCAGGUUAUUGCUCAGUGGGAAGAAUUUAGCUUCGCACUGGUAGAUGACUUUCUUGGAAAUGGAAGAGAACAAGUGCUGCUCCUUUUUCAGGAUUCCUUAAAUUCAGAUUCCCUGACUUCAUUUGAACUAACAGAUAUGAAGGAUAUAAACUAUUCAAGUGAACCAGUGGACUAUGAUGAAGAGGAUUUAUAUGAAGAACACGACGAGAAACGUUGGUUGGUGAUUCCACCUCUGCGCAGCAGAAUACUAGUAUAUUUGGGUUCAGUUCAGUACUUCAAGAAUUGCCUAUUGCUUACGGAAAAAUUUAUUUUAAAAUAUUCGAAAGCUUUAAUAAACUUGGCUCAAGGUGAAAGUACACCAAAUAUAGAGGAGGUGCCUCUUGUUCUUUUUUGUGGGGAAGAAGAAGAGGAAGAAGAAGAGUCUGUUGUUCCCUCCUAUGAAAAGUUGCCACAUGUUUUUCAAUACGCAGAACAGCAAAUAGAGAAGAUAUGGUAUCGUGUAUUGGAUGAUAGCUUGAUUGUUGGAGUAAAACCCACAUCUUCUUUGAAAGUGUCCCUGAAUAAUAUGACAUUAUCACUAUUAAUCGAUAAAACCUAUAGCCCCAUCUCUCAGUUAAUUAAGUGUCAAAAUAAGGUGAUUAGAUUGACUAUGGAUUCUUUCUCCACAUCACACUUGAAGCCACAUGAAAUAGAAUCUGAGGCAAAAAGGAUCAAGUUGACCCACAAGGAAGAAGAAAGCUUUGUUGAGCAGCCACAGAAGAAAGAGUGUGAACAGAUAAUUGCUGGUGUAACAUCAUGUUCGCCACUUUUAUCAUUGGGUAAAUUUUGUUGUAUUGUGCUUCUACAAACUAAGGAAGGAGAAAAUGGUAAAUAUCCUGAAAAUCAUUUUAUUUCAUGUGGAAGACUUUUUGUAAGUCUCGAAAGUCUCAACGAUCUUUCAAGUGAGAAACUCCUACUGACAUUUCCAGAGAAGAAACCCAUAGGUAAUUUUGUAGAGCAUAUAGAAGAUCUUUUUGCACUUCUCACAGUGUUGAACAAAAACUGUUUUCAUGUGAUAUCAUCAUCUGUUGGUGCCCUGAAUUUAAUGAAAAUGUGGCUCAUAGAAUACAUGAAUUGUGAAGUAAUCAAAGACGUUUCAGAAGUAUGCUUUUGUAAAGAGCCAAAAGAUGUCUAUGGGACACUCUUCACGUGGAAACAAAGAACACAAUUUGAAGGCAUUUUAACACUAUAUACCAGGAAUCAAACAGUUUUGUUCCGGUGUCUUCAUUAUAUUAUCAGCCGUCUCCCUAUAGACUGUUUCUUUCGAAAUGAAAAAUCAGAACAUGAAGAUCUCUUAGUUGAGUGUUCUGCAUUAACUUUGGAGAAGGAACUAGUUACCCCUGCUUCUUCUGAAAGCAACUAUGUUCAAGAAUGCGAAGCAAGCAAAGAAAAGAGCAGCACAAUUACUACAUCACCAGAGACAGAGGACACAGACUUUCUGUACAGAGAAGAAUUUGAGGAAGAAAAUGUUGGAGAUGAACCUACAAGUGAGUGGAGCAGUGACUUUGAAAUUAUCUGAGAUUCAUUUGCAAUCAGAUGUUGUUGCACAGAAAAUGACUCAUUUCUUGUUGACAUGAAGUUUUGGUUCCUGUGUUAU